This is a messenger RNA of Trifolium pratense (red clover), 1979 nucleotides long. RefSeq names its product sulfoquinovosyl transferase SQD2-like. Gene Ontology annotation, molecular function: UDP-sulfoquinovose:DAG sulfoquinovosyltransferase activity. Gene Ontology annotation, cellular component: chloroplast envelope. The record is from RefSeq and is a predicted model, not a curated record. The transcript is spliced from 11 exons. Bases 242 to 1783 code for a protein of 513 amino acids. NCBI's taxonomy places the organism in Eukaryota, Viridiplantae, Streptophyta, Magnoliopsida, Fabales, Fabaceae. Gene Ontology annotation, biological process: sulfolipid biosynthetic process; glycolipid biosynthetic process.
GACGAUCGAACAACACUUCAAACAUGCUUUUAAAACUCUUUAUCACCGGAACAAACCUAGUGGCUAUGCCAUAAAUGAUUUUACAGUAAUCUAAAAACGUAUAUUCCAAAAGAAUUCGCUCCAAUUCACAUAGCUCCCAUUCCUUCAUAAGUUGAUUCCAACUUCGUUGGAUUUUCUCUCACAUAGUCGAAUCAAUUCUAUCCAAAUUGUGUAAAAUUUGUUUCUUCAUUAUAUUGUGAAUAUGAAUUCUACUACUCUCUCUAUAAAUUCUUCUCUCCCUUCAUCAUCAUCAUCAUGUUCUUCAUACCCUUCUAUUACUUCUCUUAAAUUUCAACUUUUUUCCCCAUUUGGACCAAAACCCAUUUCUUAUUCUUGUAAUAAAGCACGAUUGUGCUAUUUUCAAGGGUCAGAAACUAUGAAGGGUAGAAAAUGUUUGGUGCUUGAAGCUACAAAAAUGGAUAAAACAGAGUCUGAUACUUUUGAAGAAGAGGAUAAGGGAGAGGGUACUUCUUCUUCUACUUUGGUUGAUGCUGAAAAUGAGACGAAUUCGAGGCCGAGAAGAAUUGCUCUCUUUGUUGAACCUUCUCCAUUUGCAUAUGUCUCAGGAUACAAAAACCGGUUUCAGAAUUUUAUCAAAUGCCUUCGUGAAAUGGGAGAUGAGGUGAUUGUUGUGACAACGCAUAAAGGAGUGCCCCAAGAAUUUCAUGGAGCCAAAGUAAUAGGAUCUUGGAGCUUUCCACUCCCUUGGUAUCAGAACGUACCCCUCUCUUUAGCACUUAGUCCAAGAAUAAUUUCAGAGGUAGCUCGGUUCAAGCCUGACAUAAUACAUGCAUCAUCACCAGGCAUAAUGGUUUUUGGUGCUCUUAUCAUUGCAAAACUUUUAUGUGUUCCAAUUGUCAUGUCCUAUCAUACCCAUAUACCAGUGUACAUUCCAAGAUAUACCUUUAGUUGGCUGGUGAAACCAAUGUGGUUGGUCAUAAAAUUUCUUCACAGAGCAGCUGACCUGACUCUGGUGCCAUCUGUUGCCAUUGGGAGGGAUCUUCAAGCGGCUAGAGUAACAGCAGCUAAUAAGAUUCGUCUUUGGAACAAAGGUGUUGAUUCUGAAAGUUUCCAUCCUCGAUACCGUUCACAUGAAAUGCGAUUAAGACUGAGCAAUGGUGAACCUGAGAAGCCUUUGAUAGUUCAUGUUGGACGGCUUGGAGUUGAAAAGAGUUUAGAUUUUCUCAAAGGACUCAUGGAUAAGCUUCCUGAAGCUCGAAUUGCUUUCAUCGGAGAUGGACCGUACAGGGAGGAGCUGGAGAAAAUGUUUGAAGGUAUGCCUGUGGUAUUCACAGGAAUGUUACUAGGAGAAGAACUCUCUCAAGCAUAUGCUAGUGGAGAUAUAUUCGUUAUGCCUUCAGAGUCAGAGACACUUGGAUUUGUUGUUUUGGAGGCCAUGUCUUCAGGGAUACCUGUGGUCGCAGCACGCGCAGGAGGCAUUCCAGAUAUAAUCCCUGCAGAUCAAGAAGGUAAAACCGGCUACCUCUAUAAUCCAGGCGAUCUUGACGACUGUUUGAGUAAAUUGAAACCCCUUUUGUUCGACAAAGAGUUAAGAGAAACCAUGGGAAAAGCUGCGCGUAAGGAGAUGGAGAAAUUUGAUUGGAAGGCAGCCACGCGAAAGGUUCGCAAUGAACAAUACAAUGCUGCUAUUUGGUUCUGGCGCAAGAAAAGGGCGAUACUAUUUAGACCCUUACAAUGGAUUGCUAAACGUGUUUUCCCAUCACCGCAAGUUAACUAUAGAUGAUGUUAGGAAACCUUCCAAGAUUAGGAUUGUUCCUUUCUAGGUUUGAGUUCACAUAAAAAUUGUAUUCUUUGGGAUGAAUGUGUGGUCAAUUGCGUGUAAUGCAUUCAUUUUUCUGAAUAUAAUAUAAGUUACAAUAUGGUGAGGUGCGCGCCUAUUCUAUCUAUUUUGUAUUUAAUUUACCUAUGUUGAUUCAAAA